CAACACAAUAGAAAGCCGAAGAGCAAUAUCUAUUGUUAACAUGAAUUCCCUCGUACGGCCUCUGUCUAUUCUGAAAUGUCCGCCCAGUCUUCGCCCCAUCCUGGCAGCACGAUUGUAUGCUACUGAAACUGGCUUGGGAACAUCGAAUGCUUCUUUACGACGAAGAAGGAAGGCCGUCACACCGUUCAAUGACGAUGGCAGAGUUCCAUGGGGAGAUUUGACGGGAAAGGAGAAAGCCGCGAGAGCUACACAGCAAACCUUCAAUUUCAGCUUCAUCGUACUCGGUGCAAUCCUGACAGUGAGUGCUAGAGAAAACAAUGGCUUGGUCAUGGCUGAUACUGUGCAGGGAGGGGUUGCAUAUUUUAUGUACACCGAAGUAUUUUCCCUCGACAGUAAAACGAGCCAUUUCAACAGAGCGUUCGAUCAAGUGAGGAAGGAUUCACGUUGUACGGAGCUGCUGGGGAACAGCAAGAAGAUCACUGCAUAUGGAGAACCAACUUGGAACAAAUGGAGAAGAGCAAGACCAAUCGCGUCGACCAUUCGGAAGGAUCAGUACGGCACUGAGCAUCUGAUCAUGCACUUCAACGUGGAAGGGCCUUUAGGUAAGGGAGUGGUAAAUAUGCAUAUGAUGAAGAAACCAUCCGACAGCGAGUUUGUCUACAAGUAUCUGGCACUGGAUGUCAGGGGCCAUCAAAGGAUAUAUCUGGAAAACGCGGAUGCCACCCCGGACAGCCCAGCGAAAAAUAAGACGAAGUUCUUUGGGGUUUCUUGGAGAUGAUAUGUGGCAAGUAGAAAAUAUUCCAUGUUUUAGAAAUCGCAGAUCUCCCAAAGCAAUUUGGUACAAGGGCGUCCGUAUGGUCUCGAUGCCCCCCUCCACAACGUACAUGACUUGGGAGAAGUUUCUACACUACGCCCAACUCCCUUGAG
Messenger RNA from Hyaloscypha bicolor E, 927 nucleotides. RefSeq names its product TIM21-domain-containing protein. Gene Ontology annotation, cellular component: TIM23 mitochondrial import inner membrane translocase complex. The transcript is spliced from 3 exons. Bases 41 to 778 code for a protein of 245 amino acids. The record is from RefSeq and is a predicted model, not a curated record. Gene Ontology annotation, biological process: protein import into mitochondrial matrix. Lineage: Eukaryota; Fungi; Ascomycota; Leotiomycetes; Helotiales; Hyaloscyphaceae.